This is a messenger RNA of Polypterus senegalus (gray bichir), 2593 nucleotides long. RefSeq names its product guanine nucleotide binding protein (G protein), beta polypeptide 1a (gene gnb1a). Gene Ontology annotation, biological process: G protein-coupled receptor signaling pathway. The transcript has 11 exons. Bases 613 to 1635 code for a protein of 340 amino acids. Lineage: Eukaryota; Metazoa; Chordata; Cladistia; Polypteriformes; Polypteridae. The record is from RefSeq and is a predicted model, not a curated record. Gene Ontology annotation, cellular component: cytoplasm; heterotrimeric G-protein complex. Gene Ontology annotation, molecular function: protein binding; signaling receptor complex adaptor activity.
AGGGUUUACCGCGCCCAUUCUCUGCCGUUUGAUGGCCGGAGGAAGCGAUUGAGGUGUUACUGAGAGAGAGCGAGCGAGAGAAAGAGGGAGGGAGGGAAAGAAAGAAAGAGGAAAGGAAGACAAGAAAGAAGGGGGAAUACCUGAAGAAUAUAAGUGCAUAUUGGAUACAUUUUACAAGCCCCAACAAGACAAGCAUAUUCUGUACAUCAUUCGUAGGAAGUAGAUUUUUUUAUAUUGGUCACUUCUUCUGUUUUUUUUUUUUUGUAAGCGGCGGUGGACCUUCCUUCUUUUGCUUGAGGCUGUUGUAUGGAUAUUUUUCUACUUUGUCUACCUUGAUAAGCAGAACAACAAUUAAUAAUAACAAUCGAAACGAGGACGAAGUGUAUUGGGAGUGUCACGCCUCUGUUUUCCGCGAGUCUGUCUGUCUGUCUGUCUGUCUGGCGAGGACGGAGAAGCUGCGGGACAGACUCGAACCCCAGUCCAGCCCCUUAACAUUGCAGGCUUUUCGCGUAGGCAAGUCUCCAGUCAAUGCUAAGGAAACAACGGACAUCCAGACGUAAGAUCUGUGAGUGUCCCGGUCAGAAACAUUAAGCCCCGUUUAACACGGAAAAAAUGAGUGAACUUGACCAAUUACGCCAAGAGGCUGAACAGCUGAAGAACCAGAUCAGAGAUGCUAGAAAGGCUUGUGCUGAUUCCACCCUGUCUCAGAUUACAGCAAACAUCGAUCCAGUGGGUCGAAUUCAGAUGCGAACUAGAAGAACAUUGAGGGGUCAUCUGGCUAAAAUUUAUGCCAUGCACUGGGGUACUGAUUCUCGGCUGUUGGUGAGUGCCUCACAGGAUGGUAAGCUGAUCAUUUGGGAUAGUUACACCACCAACAAGGUUCAUGCCAUUCCCUUACGCUCCUCCUGGGUCAUGACCUGUGCAUAUGCUCCAUCUGGCAACUAUGUAGCUUGUGGUGGACUUGAUAACAUUUGUUCAAUUUACAACCUUAAAACACGUGAAGGAAAUGUACGUGUAAGCCGUGAGCUGGCUGGGCACACAGGUUAUUUGUCCUGUUGUCGUUUUCUUGAUGAUAACCAGAUUGUAACUAGUUCAGGAGAUACCACGUGCGCCCUUUGGGAUAUUGAAACUGGCCAACAGACAACUACAUUUACUGGUCAUACUGGUGAUGUCAUGAGCCUAUCCCUUGCACCAGAUACAAGAUGCUUUGUGUCAGGAGCUUGUGAUGCCUCAGCCAAGCUUUGGGAUAUUAGAGAAGGAAUGUGUCGACAGACAUUUACUGGACACGAAUCUGACAUUAAUGCAAUUUGUUUUUUUCCUAAUGGAAAUGCUUUUGCAACUGGGUCUGAUGAUGCUACCUGCAGACUCUUUGAUCUACGUGCUGACCAGGAACUGAUGGUUUAUUCUCACGACAAUAUCAUUUGUGGCAUCACAUCUGUAGCAUUUUCUAAAAGUGGUCGUUUGCUGCUAGCAGGAUAUGAUGAUUUCAACUGUAAUGUGUGGGAUACCCUUAAAGCAGAUCGUGCUGGUGUACUUGCUGGCCAUGAUAACAGAGUGAGCUGCUUGGGUGUAACUGAUGAUGGUAUGGCUGUUGCAACAGGGUCAUGGGACAGCUUCCUAAAGAUAUGGAACUAAAGCCUUCUGGUGAUGUUUGGACUCCAAAAUAACUGGAAGACGAUUCCAAAGUAAAGGAAAUCAUUGCAUAUCCAAUACUGUCGUACUGACUUGGACCCAGAAAAACUUCAAUAAGUCUUUUUCUCUCUGUAUACAGAAUAAAAGAGCACAAUUAUUUAUGACCUGAUAAAAGAUUUUCUGUGCUAUUUAACAAAACAUUCAGUGCAUUAAUUUGGGACCAUUUUCCAUUUUUUUUAGUCUCAAGAAACAAACACUAUCAUCCAUUGUACAAUACUUAAAACAUGAAAAGUCAUCAUGGAGUUACCUAACUUUUGCUAGUUCCAAAUCAAAUUAUGUUAGUGAACCUGUUGGCUUAUUAAAUAUAAAAAUUUUUCUUGGUCUAAAAUUUAGAGUCCUCUUUGUAGUUGUAUUUAAGUAAAACUUAAAACACUCGCCAUUUUAUAUGUUUCAUCAAGACAGAGUUAUAGAUGUGAUUCAGGGUUGGCUGAUGCGGUAUAUGUAGUCAUUUACUUUCUGUUUUAAAUUCUUUUUUCAUGCAAAGAAGUCUUGUACCUAUAGAAAUUUCUGAAACUGUUACCAAGCCAAGCACAUACUGUUUAAGUUUGAUCAGUGAUUGUUUUAAAUACAUUUACUAAGUUUCAUAUUUCAUCAGUUUUAUUUUUGGUUAAUGUAUAAUAAUUGGGCAAACUCCUGAACUUAUGUACUGUUAUUUUUAUAUUUUUUUGGAAGGUUAUUACAUUUGGAUGUGGUGGAGAAGUAUAAAUUACAAAUAAUUUUUGGCUGUUGUUUUGAUUUAGAUUUUUUCUUUUUUCAUAAAAAAAUCUGUCCCCCCAGUCUCGUUUUAUUCUUUUACAGUUACCACUUUUAAGUAUUGCAGUCAGACUUAUUCCCUGUGUAAGAAAUGUUGUAAAAAUUAAUGUUUGCAAAUAAUGGACUUGAACUUUUUAGGCUAAAAAAA